Molecule: messenger RNA, 2373 nt
Organism: Etheostoma cragini (Arkansas darter)
Lineage: Eukaryota; Metazoa; Chordata; Actinopteri; Perciformes; Percidae
Gene: srrm3
Product: serine/arginine repetitive matrix 3
Exons: 14
Coding region: 17-1987 (656 amino acids)
Molecular function (GO): mRNA binding
Source: RefSeq, a predicted model, not a curated record
UGAAAAGUUUUCCUAUAUGGGUUCAGGAAUCAUGUACGAUGCGGCGAGGGUGCCAUCUCCUAAGGAUGGUGCAAACGGGAUGGCCCAGCCCGUUGUCCCCGGGUCAGGACCUGGACCGGGACCAGCUGCAGGAUCAGGAGGGCCUGCACAGCACUCAGUCCUACAGGCUAAAACAGAGGCGGGACAGCAAGGUACAGAGGAGGAGGAGGAGGAGGAGCCCGAAGCAGAGCCCGUCCUGGUGAAGAAGCCGCACAGAGAGAUCCUGGACCAUGAGAGGAAGAGGAGGGUAGAGCUCAAAUGUAUGGAGCUCCAGGAGAUGAUGGAGGAGCAGGGGUACACAGAGGACGAGAUUCGGCAGAAAGUGAGCACAUUCAGACAAAUGCUGAUGGACAAGGAGGGCGUCAUCACCAGAGAGGGUCCACACACACAGCCAGUGGUCAACCACCUGCAUUACCAGCCUGACGGGUACGAAGAGAACACUGACUUGGUUGGCUAUGAAGACGGAGACUAUGACCACCAUUACCACAGUGACAAUCGAGUGAAGAGGAAAUCAAGCAGCUCUCCAUCCCCUCGUCCAAAGAAAAGGAAGAAGAAGAAAUCUGGCCGCCGAAGGAGUCGGUUUGGCAGCUCCUCACCCACUCACAGAGAGAAGAAGAAAAAGAGUGGGAAGAAACACAAGCGAGACCGAUCUGCAUCUGGCUCCAGGAAAAAGAGGAGAUACAGAUCGGGCAGCCCAAAGAACAAACACAAAGACAAGAACAAACAGAAAAAGAGGUCCCCUGGUGAGACCCCGAGUAGGAGUUCACAGCGUCAAGGCAGCUGCUGUAGCUCCCGGAGUGCUUCCCUGUCGUCCGCUCGGAGCACCUCAAAAUCUCCUGCCAGGCUGAACUCCAAGCACAAGACGGACGGACAAAAGGCGUCCAGCACCUCGCUGUCCCCGGGCACCAACACCCCCGCCGCGUGGCACAACGGAGACCACACCCAGCGGAGCCGCAACGGCAAGGCCGGCAGACUCAACCACGCCGAGAAAGGGCACGAUAAGCUCCGUCUGCUGACCGCUAACUCUGCCAGCAUCCAGGCCACUCUGCUGAGAGAGCACAAGCUCCACAGCGCCCCCAGCAGGAGCCAGGCAGGACACACGUGCACCGCAGGAGAGGCUGGGAGUGUGGACGGCAGGAACCCAGCUGUAGGGAGCUCCGUAACCCACACGACAGGGAGGAGGGGGAGCCAGAGAGGCCAGAAUAAGAACUCCCAAUCCCCUGCUCACAGCAGCGACUCAACCCACUCCCAGCACAACCACACUCACAGAGGGAGGAGCUCUCGUCACCACAGGAAGACCAAAGGCGGCCACUCUUCCAAGCGCCACCACCGCUCCAGCCGGGGUCAGGCGCACCACCGGAGCCCGUCGGCGUCUCCGGGAUGCCACCCACACACGUCGGGCAAGAAGAAAGAGGAGUCCCGGAGCAAACCCAACCUCCGGCAGCGCAGCAGCUCCUUGAGCAGCGGGCGCUCAUCGUCGCGCUCCGCCUCCCGAGACCGAGGCCCCAGCAGCGCCAAGUCCCCACACAACAGGCAGAACAACUCCAGAGAGAAGGACAGCCCUAACCGCUCGGACACCGACAGCCGAGCUCGCCGCCGCUCACGCAGCUACUCGCCCAUCCGCAAGAGGAGAAGAGAUUCCCCCAGCUUCAUGGAGGCUCGCAGGAUCACCAGUGCUCGGAAGCGGCCGAUCCCGUACUACCGUCCCAGUCCUUCGUCAUCCAGCUUGGACAGCAGCCCGUCGCGGUCCAGUCGCAGCCGUAGCCGCAGCUACAGCAGCUACAGCCGCAGCAGGAGUCACAGCCGAAGCCACAACCGGAGCCACAGCCGGAGCCGGAGCUGGAGUCGGAGCCGCAGCCAGACCCGGAGCUGGAGCCGCAGCAAGAGUCGCUCCCGCAGCCACCACAGCUACUACAGCCGCAGCAGCUACGACAGCCCCGGCUUCUGAGCGCAACACACACAGCUAAGGACACGACAUGAAACAGAGGAGGAGUCCUGUCAAAUGUACUGUGCUCUCCACAGGGGCCACACCGCUGGACAGUCCAGGGUCCAAGCUCCCCGACCCCUCAUCUCUCUCUGACAACGAGCCUGGAUCAAAGAGACGACUUUUUAUUUUGUUUUAUUUUGAUAUUGCACAUUAUUAUAAAAUUGGCUGUCACUGUUCAUAACUUCACGUAAACAAGGUAUUAAAAGAAAAUGGGUUUCCACUUGUCAAAAGUGAAUUUGGUAGAGCCCAAAGAACAAAUCUCGCAGUAUGUUAGCACUUUCUUUUCUCUUCUUCGCAACCAAAAAGGAAUUCAUUAAAAACGAUAUACCAUAGCAUGUAUAUAUAGA